Molecule: messenger RNA, 1685 nt
Organism: Asparagus officinalis (garden asparagus)
Lineage: Eukaryota; Viridiplantae; Streptophyta; Magnoliopsida; Asparagales; Asparagaceae
Product: plant UBX domain-containing protein 2-like
Exons: 2
Coding region: 862-1413 (183 amino acids)
Biological process (GO): defense response to fungus
Molecular function (GO): protein binding
Source: RefSeq, a predicted model, not a curated record
UAUAUGAUUUUUCUUAUUAUUUAGAAUAUUUAAAUGUAUUUAUAUUUGACCGCUAUUUGACUAUGCGCUAUUUGUCGCUAUUUUGCCGUAAUAGCCCGAAAUAACCUUAGCGGUACCUCGUCGCGACGUGCCGCAAUCCGCUAUCAGCAACCUUGCUAUUACCAUAGGUUUACAGUAGGGAUCAACCUUAAGUCCUUAUAUCUUUGCAUUAGUUGUGGAUCAACUUACUUGACGUAUUCAAGAGAAAGUCCCAUGUUGUAUGUUAUUUGUUUAUGAUGUAGUAUUAGUUAAUUAACAACCCUUCCUCUCCAUCGGUUUAAUUUAUGAAUCAUACUGAUACUCUAGAAAAGUUCAAAGUAUCAUUUAUUCUUUUUUAUUUCUGUAGCCUUCUGAUCCUCUUACUUGACAAUUAUCGUUAGCCUAUAUAUGCUAUUGCAAUUAAAUAAUAGAUCUCAGCCCCAACACUAAUUGCGUAUAUCAGCUGUAUUAUUGUUUGAUUUUUUUUUUUUCAUUUUUAAUUAAAUUUAAAGCUGAUAUAGUAUCAUUUACUAUAGUAGCAUUUUCCUGUCUUCACCAUAUAUUUGUAAGGUGAUGUAAUGGCCCAUGCGAGGUGGCAAUUCAUCCUUGUAGUACUUAUGCAUGAACACCAUUAUAUUACAGAAUUUUUUUCCAUGAUUCAUCCAUCAGUAAUGCUGUUAGAAUUAAUUCUUAAGUUCGCAGGAAUUAUCAUUUGCCAGGUACUCGGUUAUGUUCCAUGUGACAUGAUUUUUUUGGUUGUGUGACAGAUGAAGCUUCUAAAAUUUUUGCUAUUUGGCCACUUCUUAAAAGUUGUUUUGUUGAAAUUUACUUGAUGAUUGUGAAAUGUAUCUGUCAUCUCAGGUUCGAGUAUUCUUUUCUGUUCCAGAAAUUGUAGCAGCUAAAAUUGACCUACCUGAUUCUUUUUAUAAUCUGUCUGCGGAGGAAAUAAAAAGAGAAGCAGAACUAAGGAAGAAAAAGAUAGCAGAAUCUCAGUUGCUGAUUCCAAAAUCUUUCAAGGAGAAGCAGGCCCUUGCUGCACGUAAGAAAUAUAAGCGAGCAGUAAUACGAAUUCAAUUUCCUGAUGGAGUAGUGCUCCAAGGAAUCUUCCUGCCUUCAGAACCAACUACUGCACUCUAUGAGUUUGUAAGCUCUUCACUGAAAGAACCGUGCUUGGAAUUUGAGCUUCUGAGUCCUGCUGUUGCUAAAGUGCGUGUAAUCCCUCGUUUCACAACAGUAGGAGAUAGAAGGCCACCGACGCUUGAAGAGGAACGCUUGGUCCCGUCAUCACUUGUCAAGUUCAAGCCUAUCGAGACUGAUUCCUUAGUUUUCACUGGCCUCACCGACGAGCUGCUUGAAGCCAGCGAACCACUUACAAGCAACACGACUGUAUUGUAGCUGUGAUAUAAAAACUUGCAAGGUUUGAACAAAAGGAAACUUCAUAGCAAAUAUGCCUCUUGAAACACUGUACAUUGAGAUUUAACUAUGUCCUGAGAGUGUCCAUUUGUUUGUAAUUAUUUGAUCCAUUCUUUCCUGAUGUCAGUUUAAGAUGUUAAAACUUUCUUAUAAUGUUUGAUAUUGGAUACAUGAUCCAAAACGUAUCAGUUUGUAAUAUUUCUUUUGAAUAUCAGCUCUCUUUAAAUAUCUGUUGGUAAUCUAUUGCCGGCAUA